CCUUUCACUCCUCAAAAACCCGCCUAUUUCUUGUCACUUUUCGCCCUGAACCGAAGCUCACCAACACCCAACUCUCUCUCUCUCUCCAGGCGGACCUCGCCGGAAUACCGCCCCUCUCUCACCGGUAAAUCAACUCCGGCGGCAUUUUUUAAUAGCAAGACAGAAUAUACAGCUAGUUCGUUUCUCCUGCUAAGUUAACGAGAAAGUAGAUUGACAGACUGGAAGGCAAUUCUCUCUCUCUCUCUCUCUCUCUCUCUCUCUCUCUCUCUCUAAAUCAUCGUUUUGUGGUUCAACGAUACGAUUGGCUUGUUUACUGUGCUCUCAGGUAAAUUUGAGUUCUGAUCGUUUUGCAGCUGCGUGUUGCUUGCGGAGUUAAACCAGUGGUUAAUUUUUAUUUAUUUUUACUCUUCCAAAACGAGAUCAAGUUACCGAUUCUUUUUUGUGGUUUAAAUCAUGUUUUCCUCCUUCUACAUGCUUGUAUAUAUGCAUAUGUUAUAUGUGGAGUGGAAUUAUGCUUUUCUGAAGCUGUACUUACUUUUGGCAAAUUACUAUAGUAAUGCGUAAAUUUAAACAGUGGAGAGGGGUUUGGCCUUCAUGAUGGUUCCUUUUUUUGGAAUUUUCUCUUUAAGCUUUGAAUUUUAGUUUCCAGUUUUAAUUUGCGGAGUGAAUUGAGAAGAAGUAAACUGAAAUAGAAUUGCGAUUUUCUACUUUGUGAGUUUUCUUAGAUGUAAUAAUAAAAAACCUACUGGACCCCACUUCAGGGCAUUUGUGAGGCUCAAUUGGGUUAGUACUUGUUUUCUAAACCUACUCCUCAGGAAUCAAAGUGCACGGUAAUGUUUUGGUUAAAGGUUGGUAAACAAGAGUUUUUUUUUUUUUUUCUUUCUUCUUCCCAUUUUCAGGCACUGUACGUUUUAUAUGCAAAAUGCUAGUAGUUGCUUAUUAUGGGCACUGAGCAGGAGGUUGGAUUUUGGAAGCCACAAACUAUGCGGUAUUGCCAAGAGGAAAAUGUUCAAAUGGCUCUCAGCAAGUCAGCCAUCUCAUCACCAUUGGAAAAUCUUUUCUCUGCUGGUGCACUGUCAGGUGAUUGGUUGCAGCAGCUUCAACCAUCUCAAGGAGCCCGGGACUGCAAAGUGAAGUACCGCAUUGGUGGAUCGGAUGCAAACCCAAACUUGUAUUUUGAGUCAGUGUGUGGCAGUGGGGAAACAAAUAAGCCUACAUUUAAGGGGACUCAACCUGGGAAUAGUAUUUCAAGUAUGUCGUCUGAAGUUUUUGGCAGAAAAUUGGGCUUGUCACUGAACAAUUUUCCGUUUCACAAAUCUGCUGCUGAUACUGUUGCUUCUAGCCACGAGGAAGAGGAACCCUUUGGAUCCAUGGAAGAAAUGGAGGCACAAACCAUUGGAAAUCUUCUUCCUGAUGAAGCCGAUCUAUUUUCUGGAGCAAUUGAUGGGUUGGAAUAUAAUUGUGAUGCCAAGGGAGGUGACGAUGCUGAAGAUUUUGAUCUAUUUAGCAGUGUUGGAGGUAUGGAACUAGAAUUAGAUGGCACGUCAUGUGCUGGACAAACUGAUUCGAAUUUUACUUCGGAAGUCUCUGAUGGUUGGGGGAGUUCUAAUGGCUCACUUUCUGGUACACAUCCUUAUGGUGAAACCCCUUCUAGAACACUUCUUGUGAGAAACCUCAGUAGCCAAGUUGAAGAUUCUGAACUAAUGGUUCUUUUCAAGCCAUAUGGUGAUAUCCGAAAUCUGCACACUGCAUGCAAGCAUCGAGGAUUUGCAGUGAUUUCUUACUUUGACAUACGGGCAGCUACGAAUGCAAUGAGGGCUCUUCAGACUAAACAGUUGGGGCAUCGGAAACUUGACAUUCACUAUUCGAUCCCAAAGGAUAACCCUUUGGAAAAAGGUAUUAGCCAGGGGACGGUUGUGGUAUUUGGCCUCAAUACUUCAUUCUCGGAUGAUGAUCUCCACCGCAUCUUUGGAAUUUAUGGAGAGAUCAAGGAAAUCCGUGAAGUUCCCCUCAAGUUUUAUCACAAGUGCAUUGAGUUCUAUGAUGUUAGAGCUGCAGAAGCUGCUUGUCGUGCAUUGAACAAGUGUAAUGUUGCUGGGAAGCCAGCCGGAAGGCAGUGUUUGAUGCAAAGCUGCUCUGAGUUGGAGCAAGAUAAAGUUGGUCUCUCCAUUGGUUCUAAUGAUAUUACGCCAUCAGAAAGCACGCGUCAUGCGACUCUUAGUACAUUAACUGAAAAUGUGCUCAGUCAUGGGAGUUUUAGUGGUCUGAACUCCUUGCAUUCUCCACUGAGUGUGGAAUCUUCCAGGAGCCACUAUGGCCUCCAUAAGCCCUGCCACUCUAUGGACCAACUGAAAUUCAGUAGCAAAUGCAUUCCAAGUUCCCUUCAGCAUUCCUUCCCUGAUAGUCAAGAUAAUUUCAAGAUAUCUCUUCCACGCAACUGUCCAAGUACUGUUGCAAACAUGGCUGGCGAUAUUGGUUCAAAAUUAUCAGGUAGAAUAAAUGGCAGUCACACCAGUAUGGUGGUCUCAAAUGGGCAGCGAGUGGAACUUAAUGGUGGAGUUUCUGGCUCUUCUGGGAAUGCCACCUGUCCUGUACAUAGACAUCAUUGGAGCAACUCCAAUCCGUUCCAGCGUCACCCCUCGAGUCUCAUGGCUUGGCCAAGUUCUCCGUUGUUUUCCAGUCAUGUUAAUGCUCCUUUUGCACCACAACUGCCUGCAUUUUCUGGAAUGUCACCUGAGUUGCUGAAAAAUACAUUUUCACCUCCACAUCACCUCCAUGGUGGAUCGGCCCCAUCUAGUAGCCCCUCGCUUUUGGACAGACGACAUAUUUACACAGGGGAAUCUCCUGAAGAUUUGGCUUUUGGCUUGGGUUCAUUAGGAGGUGUGGGUUUCCGUGGUAGUUCUCCACUUCAUCCAUUGGGAAGAGCUUCCCAUGUCGUUUCUCGCUCUGUUGAAACUUGGGUGCAGAAGUCUAAAGUUGAUGCAUUGCACUCUCCUCGCCAGAUGCCUGAUAAAAACACAGUUACUCCAUUGCCAACCUCAUUUGGUUAUCCUUAUGCAUGCGGGAGAAACCUCUCACACAGGCGUAAUCAAGGCGGUUCCAGUCACCCGGACAAGAAGCAGUUUGAACUUGACACUGAGCGCAUAUUGCAUGCAGAAGACAGACGGACAACAUUGAUGAUAAAGAACAUACCCAACAAGUACACAUCAAAGAUGCUUCUGACUACAAUCGAUGAGCACUGUCGAGGAACUUAUGAUUUUAUUUACUUGCCAAUUGAUUUCAAGAACAAAUGCAAUGUUGGUUAUGCAUUCAUCAACAUGAUUGACCCACUCCAAAUUAUCCCUUUUUAUAAGGCAUUUAAUGGCAAAAAAUGGGAAAAGUUCAACAGUGAAAAGGUGGCUGCUCUUGCAUAUGCUCGAAUUCAGGGGAAAUCUGCUCUUGUCGCCCAUUUCCAAAAUUCAAGCUUGAUGAAUGAAGAUAAACGUUGCCGCCCUAUUCUUUUUUGUACCGAUGGUCCAAAUGCUGGUGAACAGGAGCCAUUCCCCGUUGGGACUAAUAUCCGGUUGAAGGCUGGCAAAGCUCGAAGCAGUGUCAUUGAGGAGAUCGACCUCCAAGGGAGCCCUUCGUCUUCUGUAAGUGGAGAGGAGUCUCCUAAUAGAUCUGACUCUUCUGGUUCCAUGAAGGAGUCAUACUGAGUAGCCAUUUUUCAAAGCCACAACUGCUAGAGGCGUUUUCAUAGGUCACAAUUAUGUCCACCCCAAUUCUGUAUUCCAGGGGUGCCUUGACAUUUCUUUUUGGUGAAAACCAAUUUUGAAACCUGCGCGUAACAGUUCUUGGUUCUGUGACAAUUUCCACUUCAGAACCAAAUGAGUUUUGAGGACUGGCUUGACAGGGUCAAGAUUUUGGAUGUUUUUGAGUGAUAUGAUGUGUACUAAAAUGUAUAGAGCUUCCAAGAAAUACCUUCGUUUGUAGUUUGAACUAAAAGGUCCCUCUUCCAUUUU
Rhododendron vialii is the source of this 4001-nucleotide messenger RNA. RefSeq names its product protein MEI2-like 4. Bases 942 to 3695 code for a protein of 917 amino acids. NCBI's taxonomy places the organism in Eukaryota, Viridiplantae, Streptophyta, Magnoliopsida, Ericales, Ericaceae. Gene Ontology annotation, molecular function: RNA binding. The record is from RefSeq and is a predicted model, not a curated record. The transcript is spliced from 13 exons.